Messenger RNA from Macadamia integrifolia, 3664 nucleotides. RefSeq names its product flocculation protein FLO11-like. The transcript has 3 exons. Lineage: Eukaryota; Viridiplantae; Streptophyta; Magnoliopsida; Proteales; Proteaceae. Bases 372 to 3335 code for a protein of 987 amino acids. The record is from RefSeq and is a predicted model, not a curated record.
UGCGGUGAUGGCUCCGUACUCUCAUGCGUCCCUUCGCUCAUUCGUUCUUUUCCAAAGCACUGAAAAGCUUCGAGUAGGAAAGGGACCGACUGCCUAUCCCCGGCCUUCGAGUCCUAAUAAAGUUAGUCUACUCUAUUUCUUCUUCGUCUUCUUCUUCUUCUUCUUGAAUCGCAGCUCUCUCCGUCUCUCUCUGCAUCUCGAUCCUUCCAAGGUUUGAUUUUUCGUCUCUUUCGUUUCCCAGCUCUCAAGGUAUGUUCCUUUCCUAGACUAGUGUUUUUCCAUAAGAUUUGAGCCCUUUUCUCCCCUUCUGAUUCUUCAAACUCUCUCUCUCUCUGGUAUGAUCAAGUUUGUUGAGUUGGGAAGAAAGGAAAAUGUCGUGUUUUCUUGAGAUAUUGCGCUGCAUCAUUUGCUGUGAAGAUGAUGAUGGUGACAGGCGUGAUUACCGUGAUUAUCGAACUCUCUCCUCGGAUAUUAGUAGGGAGUAUAGUUACCAUGGAACAACUAAGAGUUCUUCUUCUUCUCUUGCGGUUUCGAACAAUACUCUGGCAGUUACAGGAAGAUCAAACCGAGAUUAUUCUAAUUCGGGUUCAGAGUACUCAAUUUCUUAUGGAUCAUUGAAUAAGUCACCACUGAUUCAGACUCCAUUACGCCUUCCACCUAAUCCUCCUCCCCCCAAAGUUACUCAGAAAUCGAUAUCAUCUCUGCCAUCCUCGGUUAGUCAGACUCCAUUAUGCCUUCCUCCUACUCCUCCUCCCCCCAAAGUUACUCAGAAAUCGAUAUCUCUGGUACCCUCGGUUAGUCAGACUCCAUCACGCCUCCCACUUACUCCUCCUCCCCCCAGAGUUACUCAGAAAUCGAUAUCUCUGCUACCCUCGGUUAGUCAGACUCCAUUACGCCUUCCAAUUACUCCUUCUACCCCCAAAGUUUCUCAGAAAUCGGUAUCUCCGUCACCACUACCUUCUCCCCCCAAAUCAGUUGAUUCAGCAGUUAAUGAAAGGAGUACCAUUACAUAUGAGCUGGAAACCAUCAGAAGCUCACCCGCAAAGGGUAACGAAGAUACUCGGUCGCGGAACAACUUGGCAACAGCAUCUCCUGCAACUUUCUCUAAGCAUUCAUCCGAGGCAUUCCUGUCUUCCAAUAAGCAGGGUAUCUGUUCAUCGAGGCCUCCUCAAUCUUCCUCUAAGCCACUUCUAUCUUCCUCCGGACCUCUUUCAUCUGCCUCUAACCCACUUCCAUCUUCUGGACCUCUUUCAUCUGCAUCUAACCCACUUCUAUCUUCUGGACCUCUUUCAUCUGCCUCUAAGGCAACUCCAGCUUCCUUGAAGGCACCACCAUCUUCGCGAUGGCCUCACUCAUCUACUUCUGAACAAACUCUGUCUCUAUCCCCUUCUCCAGUUCAGAAUGAUCCUAAUUCAGUGGUUGUAGAGAAUAUUAAAUAUUUGAUCUCCACUGGGUAUCGUUCAUCUUCUUCUGAGCUGGGUCCGUCUCCAUCUCCCUCUAACUCGAAUACAUUGAAUCUACCAAGGAAAGAGAAAUGGGUUCAGGUUCAAAGGGGUAAAACUCCUACCUUUGCUAUAACUAACGACAGCAAAAACUCUGUUCAGCCACCUUCUUUCCCUCAAUCUCUUCCACCUGCCACUAAGUCUCCCCAAUCUUCCUCUAAGCUGCCACCAUUUCUCAAUGAGCUUUGUCCAUCUUCAUGUAAGGGAAUUCCAUCUCCAACACCCUGUCCCUCAGAUAAAACAAAUCCUGCUACGAAAACCAAAUUGGUUUGGGUUCUAAAGGGUACAACUCCAAUUUCUUCAACUAAUAAAGCUAAAAAAACGCUACCUCAAUCUCUCCCUCAGCCUCUUCCUUCUGGUUCUGAUUCUGAUUCUGAUUCUCCUCCAUUUUCCCCCAACUUAUCACCAUCUUUGAAUGGAACUUCUCCAUUUUCCUCUUUCACAAGUUCUGCUCCUUCUGGUCCACCUGAUCCACCCAAAAAAAACACAUACAUCCAUGGAGGUGCAACUCUUAUAUAUGAGAUCCCCGAAGAUAUAAAAAAUUUGAUCAAGAGGGACAUUGUACCUUAUGUUCUGAAGGAACCAUUAUCACCAUGGACCUACAAAGACUACUUUGCUACACUACUUUAUGCUGAAGACUUCUACGAAGAGAAAUGGAGUGAAUUCUGUUUAAAGAAUGUAACUCUAAAGUUGGAGGAAGCCUCAAUUUAUGAAAAAUCAAGCAAGAACAAGUCUUUGAAUUGCAGUGAUGAAUAUGAUGAGAAACUUCUUGUAGUCUUUGAGAUCGAUUUGAUUCCUGAGCGGCGACCAUUUCUCCUAUCAAGGGACUUUGUCUUUCUAAAACCUGCCGGCGAGGAAGUGGAACCCUUUAAGGGGAUUCUCCAUCGCGUGGUAAAAGGAAAUCGGGUCUUAGCUGAAUUUGGUGAUGAUUUUUAUCUUCACCAUUAUCCAGAUUUCAAAUAUGACGUCAGCUUCUCGUUCAACAGAGUCUGCUUAAAGAGGUCUCAUCAAGCAAUUGCAGCUGCAACCAACCGUUUGUUCCAGAACUUCCUUUUCCCUGAUCAAAUAUCUAGAACCAGCAUUUCCACCCUACCUUUAAUCCCUUCGAAUCAAAAUCUUGAUUGGGACCAGAUCUCUGCAGUACAACAAAUAUUAAGGCUCUGUGGCUCACCACCUUAUCUCAUUGAUGGUCCGCUCUGUUUAACUAGAUCAAAAGAAUUAUCAAGAACUGGACUGGUCAUACGGGAAGCUGUUCUACAGAUUUACAAAUACUCUUCAGGCUGUCGGAUCCUUGUCAGUGCACCUACAAAUAAAACAUGUGAUGUGCUGGCGGAAAGCCUGGAGAAAGAGAUUCCAGAACUGGAUAUUUUCAGAGCAAAUGCUGCCUUCCGAGAGAUUGUUGAUGUACCCGAUGACAUCCUUCAUUUAUGCCAGUAUGAGGGGGAAUGCUUUACUUGUCCACCUCUCGAGGAGCUCCAGAAUUUUAAGGUGAUCUUCUCAACAUUUGUGAGCAGCUUCCGUCUGCAUAAUGAAGGCUUACCUACAGGGCAUUUUAGUCACAUUUUUCUGGUGGAUGCAUCUUCAGCUAUGGAACCAGAGGCAUUAGUGGUUCUUACCAAUCUGGUCGAUGUGGAUACAAAUGUUGUGGUUUCUGGUGCUUCAUGGAACUCAUCUAGUUGGGUGCGCUCUGAUAUUGCUAGGAGGUAUGGAUUGAAGAAAUCGUAUUUUGAGAGGCUCCUGGAGAGUGAGCCAUACUGUACGGAAGAUUCAAUGUUUGUUGCACAUCUUGAGGCACAAGGGUUUAGUACCUUCCACAGCAUGUUUGAGUUUUAACUGCCAGCAAUUGUAGGCAACAUAGCAGAGAGCUCUGCUUUCAGAAGUGAACCAGAGUUGCAUUCUGGAGUAGCUUACUGAUUGCUGUGUUAAAAAAUGACACGAAAAUGGAUAUGAGUAGAUGUUGGUCGACAACGUCUCUCUCAGAGCCUGAGAGCCUGAAUUAGACAUGCAUUUUCAAACUUGUCCUGAAAGGAUUCCAGUUCUGAAAGUUCACCACCAACAUUUGUUGUCUAUAUCCUUCAUGUUUUGUAUAUUUGUUCCUGUACCUGAUCUGUAUAAAUACUACAAAUAUGAAAUGCUCAAGGAGCUUCUAUCAAUUUUCAUGA